UUGUAUUUCAUCAGCUGUAAGACCUGAAGCCGGAUAAACCGGUGCCCGUUGAAUUAAAAUGAAGCUGUUUCUGAACGAGGGUAACCCUCACGGCUUAAAGGUUCUGGCUGGAGCCGGUCUCUGGGCUGCUGAUGUGGAGAUAGAAAGGUUACAGCAGGAAGAAAAGAUUGUGCCUUUCCUGUCUCAACCAAAGUUACCAGCACUGCAUCUUGAUAAUGGAAAUUAUCUUUUCUCUUCUAAUGCAAUCUGCCAGUUCUUUUUCUUGUCAUCUGGGAAAGACUUGUGUGAUUUAACUCAUCAGUGGCUGGAAUGGGAAGCAGCUGAGCUUCAGCCAGGGCUGUCUGUAGCACUUUAUUCCCAUGUGGUACAAGGAAAGAAUAAAGAUGACAGCUUGCUACACAUCAACAAGUUGCUAAGCUAUCUGGAUCAAAGUCUUGCAAAGACAAACAGUCACUAUUUAGUCAAUGACGCACUAUCUGUUGCUGACAUUGUUGUAUGGGGUGCCAUCUACCCACUUAUUGGAGACGUAACCAGCCUAUCAGGAGAUUUGAAAUCUUUGAAAAGUUGGUUUCAAAACAUAAGUCAACUAGAACAAUGCCAGAAAGCAGUGGAAUCAUUGCUGAAGGGUCAAGGGUCAUCAGUUUUCAAACCGUACCUACAGAAACUUCCCGCACCCACACUGCCAUCUGACAAAGCAGUUAGCAAUGAGCAAGAGGGGGAAGAUGCAGCUGUUCAGACCUUGUCAGAGGAGGAUAUUGUAGCCGCUGCUGAGGUUUGGGCUAGAGGCCUAACUGAUGCUCCAAAGCCAAGACAAAGGCAGCACCCCAUCCUCCCAACUGAAGGUGCAAAAAACAUCUUGAUUACUAGUGCUUUGCCCUAUGUAAAUAAUGUUCCUCACCUUGGGAAUAUAAUCGGCUCCGUGCUCAGUGCUGACGUCUUUGCCAGGUACUGCCGAUUGAGAAACUGGAACAUCCUGUAUAUAUGUGGGACAGAUGAAUAUGGCACAGCCACUGAGACCAAAGCAAUGGAGGAAGGCUUGACCCCACGGCAAAUCUGUGACAAGUACAAUGCCGUUCACGCUGACAUAUAUCAGUGGUUCAACAUCUCUUUUGACUAUUUUGGAAGGACCACAACUGAACAGCAGACAAUAAUUGCCCAAGACAUCUUUCAUCGACUUUUGGAGAGGAACUUUCUGCUGACAGACACAGUGGAACAGCUCAGGUGUGAGAAAUGUCAGAGAUUUUUGGCUGAUCGCUUUGUGGAAGGAAUUUGCCCCUUCUGCAACUAUGAAGAAGCCAGAGGAGACCAGUGUGAUAAAUGUGGGAAACUGAUCAAUGCUGUUGAGUUAAAGAAACCUCAGUGCAAAGUGUGCAAACAAGCGCCAGUGAUUAAAUCUUCCCAGCAUCUUUUCUUGGACUUGCCAAAGCUAGAGGAGCGUCUGGAGAAGUGGUUAGAACAGUCGCUUACAUCUGGAGACUGGACAGCAAAUGCACGCUACAUAACGCGCUCUUGGAUACGGGAUGGCUUGAAACCGCGGUGCAUCACGCGAGAUUUAAAGUGGGGUACUCCUGUACCUCUGGAAGGUUUCAAAGAUAAGGUGUUUUAUGUAUGGUUUGAUGCUCCUAUUGGCUAUAUCUCAAUUACAGCCAACUAUACAGAUCAGUGGGAGAAGUGGUGGAAAAACCCUCAGCAGGUUCAGCUUUAUAACUUCAUGGCAAAAGACAAUGUUCCUUUCCAUAGUGUGAUCUUUCCAUCAUGUCUGCUUGGGGCAGAGGAUAAUUACACCUUGGUCAGCUCACUUGUAGCAACAGAAUAUUUAAAUUAUGAGGAUGGCAAGUUCUCAAAGAGUCGGGGAGUAGGAGUAUUUGGAGAUAUGGCCAAGGACACCGGCAUCCCUGCUGACAUCUGGAGAUUUUACCUGUUGUACCUACGGCCUGAGGGACAGGACAGCGCGUUCAGCUGGAAUGACCUGAUGCUGAAAAACAACUCAGAGCUUCUUAAUAAUCUUGGAAACUUUGUAAAUAGAGCUGCCAUGUUUGUGCAGAAGUUUUUCAACGGUUGUGUCCCUGAGAUGGAAUUGAUUCCAGAAGACAAAAGGCUACUUGCCCAAGUCACUGCCGAGCUCCGCCAGUACAAUCAACUUCUGGAGAAAGUUCGCAUCCGAGAUGCCCUGCGCUGUAUACUAAAUAUUUCUCGCCAUGGAAACCAGUAUAUACAAGUUAAUGAGCCAUGGAAACGCAUCAAAGGCAACCAACAAGAUCAGAAACGAGCCAGCACAGUUACUGGAGUAGCUACAAACAUGGCCGCCUUGCUCUCAGUCAUGCUGCACCCAUUCAUGCCAACAGUCAGUGCAAUGAUUCAAGAUCAGCUGCUGGUACCACAGGAAGCUAUGUUGCUGACCUAUGAAUUCCGCUGCACCUUACCUAGCGGGCACUGCAUUGGAGCUGUUAGCCCACUAUUCCAGAAGCUGGAGAAUGACCAGAUUGAGUCGCUGAGGAAACGCUUUGGAGGUGGACAGCUGGAUUUGGACAGCCCAGAGUUACAGGUAAAAGUUGAGCAGCCUAAUGUGCAAAUGGACAAUACCGCUCCUGUGCCUGAACCUUCCACAGCUAGUGACAGCCUCAGAGUAAAGCAGCUUAUUCAGGAGGUAGAAAAACAGGGGAACCACGUUCGGGAGCUUAAAGGCAAAAAGGCAGAGAAAUCUGUGAUAGAUCUUGAGGUACAAAAGCUUUUAGCACUGAAGAAGGAGCUUGCCCUCGCUGAAGGGAAAACACCUGAACCUCCUGCUCAGAAGGGGAAAAAGAAGAAAUAAAACCCGCAUGCUGGAUUACCUAGAACUGCAUCUUAUCAGUACCCUGCAUUGGUGAAAUGGUUAAACCUGGGGACAUUUUUAAAUAAAAAUAUUUUGAUGA
This is a messenger RNA of Bombina bombina (fire-bellied toad), 2912 nucleotides long. RefSeq names its product methionyl-tRNA synthetase 1 (gene MARS1). The record is from RefSeq and is a predicted model, not a curated record. Bases 59 to 2812 code for a protein of 917 amino acids. Gene Ontology annotation, biological process: methionyl-tRNA aminoacylation. Gene Ontology annotation, cellular component: aminoacyl-tRNA synthetase multienzyme complex; cytosol. Lineage: Eukaryota; Metazoa; Chordata; Amphibia; Anura; Bombinatoridae. Gene Ontology annotation, molecular function: ATP binding; methionine-tRNA ligase activity. The transcript is spliced from 22 exons.